AUGGAUGAUUCACCUUCAAAAGGUCUCGUUGAGGAAUUGGCGAGCUUCCAUAUCACUUCGCCUCUUCGACACCAAGGUGCAUCUCAGUUGGCAACCGGACGGGGAGUUAAUGUCAAGAAAUAUGUGCCUAAUAACGAUUUUGCAGAUUCAAAGUUUUUUUCGUACCUAGGGGAUUCAAAUUCUAAAAGCUACGUGAAGAAACUGGGAAAUUGGUCAAUGAGCUAUGGCACGGUACAACAAAAGCCUAAAUCUCUUACACAGAAUAAUCCCGAGCUUCUGAGCGAAUCGAACGAUGAUCAACAGAAGUUUCGUGACUUUGAGAAUGUUGAGCCGCCACAAUUUAAACAGUACUUAGAGAACAACAAUGUUCAGAAACAGGGAGUCGCAAAGCACCAUGGCCAGGCCGAACAGAAUUAUCGAGGCCCCGAGUCUGAACUUAUACUUACAGCAUCUUUAAACGAUAUUUCGGGCAUACCCACAAACACGUUCAAAAGGCACAACAAUAAAAAAAGAAUAUCGCCACCAGAUCAUAAUUCAGGGAGCGGGCACGUCAAUAACAACAGUGAUGAGAGAUCGCAAAACGUGGAUCAUGUUGAAAGCUUUAGUGACGAUGAAGAUGAUAUCGAUCCAGCAUUGGAGGCUCGUGGAGUUUUUGAUAACAUUCUAAAAAAACAGAAGUCAAAUUACGAAUUCAAUAGAAAUGAUCCAAUUGAUAUGCAAGUGGGAGAUCUGCAAGAAAAAUACGUAUCAGAUACAGGGUCCUCGUCAUAUCUCGGCGAGACACCGUCGUCUUUAUCUCCCAACGUGGACGGCCAGCAAAACGUGAAGCCUAUUUUUGAAAAGAACAAAAAAGUGCUGGUCGAAAAGAUGGGUUUGAUAAAGCCGGAAGACGUCGGACUCGUAUUCAACAAUAUCGACGGAGUGUGGUAUAAACCAGCUCCAAGAAAUCAAGAUAUUUCGAGCAGCAGAACAACCGACAACACAUUUGGCAAUGAUAAUUCGGACUCGAAGAACUCGAUAACCACCAUGCCAGCAGAAAUACCAAGAGCAACGGCUACGACACGCGCCUUUCCCACAGUCAUAGCAUCAGCAUCCGACAACGUAUCAUCCGGCCGUUCGUCGACCGCAUAUACAACACAGAGCGAGAAUAAUGCAACCGUACGCGAAUUGGCAGCAGAAAAGCACAAAACGCAGAGAACAAUGGCAGCGUCAAGAGCUUCAGAACCUUCGAAAAACAGUGCUCCCAAUCACGAAGUCCUAAGUGACGCAGGCGAAGAACAGGAGGAAGACGACAACUUCGAUGACACGCCCUUGGAUGUGCCACAGAUAAACCCUAGGUUCAUGCCGUUUGACCACCAAAACCGCCUCGCUCCACGUGAUACCGACGCAGCGCCUGACCUCGUCAACAUACCCCACAGACACCACAACAUGAACAAAAAGGAGCUGAUCAAGAUCCUGACCGACGCGAUACCCCGGUCACAAAACGAUUGGUCGCAGGUCAUGGGUCUCGAUCUGAGCCGCAAGGGCCUCACCCAAUUGGACUGUCUGGCUGAGAUGCUACCGAACCUGACGGAUCUGAAACUAUGUGCGAACGAACUGGUCGAUUUCGCCGGCGUGCCGCCGAACGUCAUGGACCUCGACCUGUCGAACAACCAGAUAACUACGAACUAUUGCAGCAAAAGUCUGCCGCGACUGCUCCACCUACAGACGUUGAAUCUGUCCCACAACAGCCUGGACUACAACUUGAAUUUCUUGUCGCCACUGCGACAUCUGUGUGAAGUCGACCUCUCAUUCAACCGAAUAUCCUCCAUCAACGACAAUCUCGGCCUCUCGCGCAUCAAAAAGCUGAAUCUCUCCAACAACGAGAUCGCCGGUACCAUCGAUUUCGAAAAACUUCUGCAGUACCACACCAACGUCUACUGUGACAAAGCCGUCUGCUGGUCUACGGUGCAAGAGUUGGACCUAUCCAACAACCAGAUAACAGGGCUCAGAAACCUCUCAGCCUUGGUGAAUCUCAAACUGCUGAUUCUGGACAACAAUCCGAUAUCCACCGUCACCGACACAAGAUCCAGCGCCUCACUCGAGACGUUGUCGCUAAUAAAUACACAUGCCAAGUUGUCCAGAGUUGACAUUUCCCACUACACACAACUGAAACACCUCAGAAUCGAUCUCCAUCAGCGUGUUUCACAUUUCUGGGAUGAAACAACGUUGCCACCUGAUCUGCAAGCGCUACAUCUGCAAAAUGGCCAAGCGUCGCAGUUACCGCGCCUGUCGACACUCCCUGUCACCUUACAAAACCUGUCCUUGCGGAACGUUCGGGGUUUACGAUCCCUUCCGCGCGAGCUCCCCGCACGAUUACCGUUUCUCAAAACGUUGGAUAUCACGGGAAACGACUUCACCAGCUGGUUUCGGAUCAUCGAACGCAUUCCGACCUUCCAGUUACGUGCAUUGGUCCUUGUUGAUAAUCCCCUUGUCGAUGGUCUGUCGGACCAAGACUCGAAAACAAUCGAUUUGUUAGUGAGGUCAGUGUGUCCCAAGAUGGAGAGGCUCGUUCUGCACGACGCCGCCCCGCUCCUCUCCACUUUUGAACUCUAG
This is a messenger RNA of Zygotorulaspora mrakii, 2595 nucleotides long. It is a transcript of the gene NUD1, whose product is annotated as Nud1p. The record is from RefSeq and is a predicted model, not a curated record. The coding region runs from base 1 to 2595 and encodes 864 amino acids. The transcript has a single exon. NCBI's taxonomy places the organism in Eukaryota, Fungi, Ascomycota, Saccharomycetes, Saccharomycetales, Saccharomycetaceae. Gene Ontology annotation, molecular function: protein binding.